Colletotrichum destructivum is the source of this 5525-nucleotide messenger RNA. Its product is annotated as Putative oxoglutarate/iron-dependent dioxygenase, alpha-ketoglutarate-dependent dioxygenase AlkB. The coding region runs from base 2776 to 3753 and encodes 325 amino acids. The record is from RefSeq and is a predicted model, not a curated record. Gene Ontology annotation, biological process: DNA alkylation repair; DNA repair. Gene Ontology annotation, molecular function: cytosine C-5 DNA demethylase activity; ferrous iron binding. The transcript has 4 exons. Lineage: Eukaryota; Fungi; Ascomycota; Sordariomycetes; Glomerellales; Glomerellaceae.
GGGGGAGAAUACAGAUUAUAAAGAGAGGUAGUAGCCGCAUAUGCAGAUGGAAAGGGUAAGUGGUAAUAUUUGCAUAUAUGUCCGAACAGGCGUAUGCAAUGCAGCCAUUGGGGCAGCAUUUGGUUCGUGGCCUGAACCGCCGAGACGAAACCGGGAGGGAGGGGCAUCUGCUCCGCUCGCCCCUCCUGCUCCUGCUCCUCUUCUUCUUCUGCUUGUCAUUGUUGUCGUUGUUGUUGUUAUUGUUGUUUCUUUUCUCUUCUUGGUGCAGCAGCUGCUGUCUCCACCAUAUGACCAAACGCAGCCAGAUGUCCGUCAUGAGUUCGUCAGGACGCCUUUGCGUUAUCUCGGUUCGAAACCAGCCCCUCCUUUUUGCACCACCACCGGUCAGGCAAUCUCCUCGCCUGCCCUCGAGGCUGGGGGACCAAGGGGUGAAACCGUCGUACGGACCUUGCCAUCUCGUACUACCGGCUGCAAAUGCAAAUGAAAGCGGCGCGGGGUCUGGUGGGGUCUGGGUGAGCCGGGGGGCCGCGCUCCGGCGUGGCGCGAGUGGAAUACGGGUUGACGGCCCUACUAACGGUUUCACAACAAUGAUUGUGCUACCAAACAGGCAUCCAUAUACCCGCUCGUGGCUUGACUCGACCAGGCGAUGCUGCGAGGCGGCAUUCUCCCAAGACCGAACGAACGGUUGCUCACUCAGCUGCCCUCGGCAAAGGCGACUUCGGGCGGGAUGCGGAAGCUGGCGCAGAACAUGCGCUUCUUCGGGGCCACGUCCCGCACGUUGUAGAUGUCCACCUCUCCGUACUUGUCUGCGUCUCCGACCUUGAACCGGACGCCGAUCUCGGCGUGGAGGCGUUCGAGGAUGUCGUUCAGCGGCACUUCGUCGUCGCUCUUGAGGGCGAAGCAGUGUACGUGGACCAUCGGGAGCUUGGUCGACGUGUGCGGCUCAAAGAGCUUCUCGUGCCCGCGGUAGAUGCCUUUGUAGUGGUUGACGAACGUGUAAGCCGAAGCGGGUAGGUUCAUGACGAAGUGUGAGAUGGUAGGCGGGAUCGGGAUGCGCUUCGGCUCGGGAGCCGGGUUCUGAGGCUUGCUCCUGGACUGCUUGGCCUUGAUCACGGCGCCUUCUCCCCGACUUGAGGCGUCGUAGACCUGAUGGACGGCCUCUUGAAUGAACUUGCGGCCGUCCAUGUUGUACGGGCGGACGUAUUGCGAGACCUGGUGUGUUAGCAUCGCAGGGCGACCUUUGGCAUGUUCCCGCAAACUCACCUUGUUCCUCUCGACCGCAGCGGUGAGAUACUUGUAGCUCUCCGGGUUCAUGUCGUUGGCGAAGACAAACACACCCUUCUUUCCAGCUGGGACGGCGAACGGUCCGAUGCCUGCCAUGACGUCGGCAACGACCUCGCCGGGCUUGAACUUGCUGAUGAGCCUUGUGUGUUCCGGCUCCAGCUUGCUGUUCCAGUACACCUUGGCAUAGUCGAAUUGGAAGACGCAGUCGUUCUCCUUGACCUCGACGUUCAGGUCGUCGGGCCCACAGAGAACCUCGUACGCGAACGUCCUGAAGACGGAUUCGUUGCCGACAUCGUCGAUCUUGUUGAUGACCGUGCGGAUCUUGGGGUUCUUGUCCAGAAUGACCUCGGCGAUGAUCUUCUUGUACGGGAGGUACGGGUCCUUCAGGUUGAGAUGCGCUGCGGCGGUUAGUGGAUGCACUUCCAGCAAUGGCCAUGCUGCAACCUACCGACAUGACCGGCGGUGUUGAAGCCAACGGGAAUCUCCACGUGGAGCUCCUCCGGCAGUAUGGAUGUCAUCACGUCAACUUGGAUGAUGGACCAGUAGUCAUAGUCGAGUUCCAAGUCGUAAGGUACAACGUCCAGCUCACCGGUCUUGACGCCCUCUUGAAAGAUGGGGCCCCAUGUCGUCGGCGCUGGAAGUCGGUGUUAGUCACAGACCCCAAACCCCGCGCCAGGAGAACGAACGAACACACCAUCGGCUUUGAUGCCCGGGCGCAGCAGGAGACACUUCAGGCCAGGGGCCUUGGGAUCGUUCCUGCAAGAGUCCAAACGAUCGAGUCGCAGAAGCUCCUUGGACUUCUCCAGCUGCUUGCGGUACUUGGAGAUGUUGCGUGGGUCCUUGACCGUAGCGGCGGCAAGCUCCAACUUCUUGGAGAAGAGCGACCGGUCCAGGAUGGUGGCAGCGCGCGCAAGAGGCGCCCGCAGGUUAAUCAUAUCGGAUUCUUGGCUCUGCCCGGGUCAUCAGAGUUAUACCCAAGAAGAACGUACGGCCGCCGUACAGGGGUCUUGACUUACCGCCAUGUUUGAAGAGUCGGUGAUCGGGUACAGUCAUGGAGGGGCAAGGCUGAAGGAAAACUCCAUUUAGCGUGGCAGGGAUCUAGAAGUGGCGCAUCCACGAGGCUGCGCCACACACGUCGUUUGCUGAGCUAGCGCCGUCUGGGAGCUCGAACGCCACAGGGUGAUGUCACUGAAGCCACAUCGUGUAAACGUCAUCGAUGAUUGGUUGGCGGCUCUCUUGGGGGACUCUCGAGCUGUAGCUCUCUCAUCUUGACACGGAUUGGGCUUGAGAGGAACGAAAUCAUCCUGACCUCUCGUGAACACCCUUUUGCAGAGUUUGAGGAGCGGCAACCCGACAGUUCGAUCACAUUACUCCAAUCACAUGGUAGUUUAAUGGUCUUUAUACGUAGCGAUUACUCAACGGUCCCCGGCUCAUCCAAGCUUGUCCCACACUAGCUCAACACACCAGCUGUUCAAGGCUUUACAGCACACCAUGUCUAAAAAGCGAACCCUGGACGCGUUUUUCGCACCAUCCGUGAAGAAGUCGCGUCAAGACGAGCCGGGCGAGGUCGUCCGGCGCUCCAACCAUGCCAACUACCCCAUCGCCAUCUCGGAGCUGCCGUCCAGCAUCAGCAAAGAGCUCUCGUCGCUCCCGGCCCGUCCGGGGAGGGACGUCAAUGACCAGCCCGACCUAGACCUCGUCUACUUUGAGCCGUACGUCCCCUCGUACCUUGCCAAAGAGCUGUUUGAGUUCCUGCGUGCCGAGCUGCCGUUCUACCGGGUCGAGUACGACAUUACCAGGGGCGGCUACCAGACCCAUAUCCGGACGCCGAGGUACACCACAGUCUUCGGUCUGGACGAGACGGCCCGGUUCGACGAAGACGGCUCGGUCGUGGACGUCAGGUCCGGCUUCAAGGUGGACGACAAGCGGUACGAGCGGUACCCGCCCCGGCCGAUCCCCAAGUGUCUUGACGACCUCCGCCGCUCGACCGAGGCCGCGACGGACUGCCGGUUCAACUUCUGCCUCGUCAACUACUACGCCUCGGGCACCGACAGCAUCUCGUUCCACAGCGACGACGAGAAGUUCCUGGGCCCGGACCCGACCAUCGCUUCCUUCUCCCUCGGCGCGCGGAGGGAUUUCCUCAUGAAGCACAAGCCGAUCCCCCCGGAUGACCAGAACCCGCACGGGCCGCAGCCUAAGCAGCUUAAGCUACCCUUGGCCAGCGGCGACAUGAUCCUCAUGCGCGGGCGCACGCAGUCCAACUGGCUGCAUUCGAUACCUAAGCGGACCGGGAAGAACGCGGAAGACGGUGGGCGUAUCAACAUCACGUUCAGGAAGGCCAUGGUGAAGGACGGAACUGAAAAUUACUACAACUACAAUGUCGGGACCGGGCCUGUCUAUCGGUGGGAUAAAACGAUGCGGGAAAUGCGGGUAGCUUCCGCCAAAGACCAGCUCGAGGGGAAACCAUGAAACUCUCCUAGGGUAUACGCGACCUCAACAUCAUUUUUUUUUCUCUUUUCUUAUUUGCCUUUGCGGAACUGCGCAUUGGCGUAGUUGUUUAGCGCUCUCAAAAAGACCUGGUAUCCGACGCCCUGGUUGUCCGGCAGGCAGAAGAUCUCGGUCAGCCGGAUAGGCCAGGGCGGGUAGCCAUCCAGAUCGACGUAGGGAGCGAAGGAGAUGAGCAAGUCGGGCUCAGGCAUGAUGCCUUCAGACAGCUCCGCAUCAAUCAGAUCAGUGCUGAUGUCACGGGGGUGGAGCUUGCCCUUCUGGGACAUCUCGGCCAGGGUGCGGGUGAGAUCGACCAUGGAGUCCCGGCCGUCCUCGGCGGAGAUGAAGAGAACCUUGAGGUGACGAGGAUCGUCGCGCACGAAGUCACCAUGGGCUGGGGAUUCGAGAACCUCGUCAGCGUGGGGCAUGGCCACGGUAAGGGCCGGCUGGUGUCUGCCGAAAUAGGAUCGAGACUUCUGAAUGAUGGACUGCUGGAGGUGAGGGAGGUAGUGCUUGAGGAGGCCUAGGGCAGAUGUUAGGCAUGAUAACCCAAUUGGUUUCCAAGGGAGUGAAGCGUACCUGUUCGCUCGUACACCGUCAAGACGGGGAUCUUUGCGCAGACGCACCACACGGCAACCUCGGCCGCCUCAGCAACCAGUCUCUCCAGUUCGGCGCCGUGUCUGCCGCCCGCUUCCCGCUUCAAGAUAACACUGAGGUGCUUCGGCUUCCUCUUCAAGGCAACGACAUCGCGCUCAAUGUAUUCCGGUGUCCGGUGGUGGUAGAACAAGAUGGAGGAUACGUGGUAGCACACCAGGUGCCAUGCCUGUCGUAUCCUGAUGUACAGGGAGAAGAAGGCGUGCAGGAUCAUGUAAACGGCGAGAUGCAGCUUCGAACGAAGGGCGCGGCGCAGGCCAAACCUGCCCUUAGGGGGGAUGUCAUCGUCGCGCCACUGGCGUUGCGUGUCUUCGGGUGGACCGUCUGGGAGGUGUUCCUGGAGGGGUAGAGCUAUUAGCUGGUGAUGGCCCGGUAGGCAGAAAAGGAUACAACGAAGGAAGACCAUACCGCGAGCAGUUUUCUCUUCUCUUCCUCCUUGAGGUUCACCACAUCGUCGGUUCUCAAGACCUUGCGGUCCUUCGUGUUGGGCAUCUCGGUGGGGAGGCUGGUGGGUUGACGACGCGAGCAGUGAUGUUUGUGUGUAUGUGUGUAUGUGAGAAGCUGCAGGUGGGAUGCUGGAAAUUUGUUGAGCAGAGGGAGGAAAAGUUCGAUGCGACAGCUGACGAGCGGGACAGCUAGCUAUGCGCUGGACGAGAUAUAUGAAAGGAUGAAAUGGGUCUACGAGGUUACGCGGCGAGAGCUCGCAGUUUGCCGGUUUGUUCUUGGCGGGAUGGGAUGACGACGUCUUGGGCGAGGAAACCUGUCGAAAGUCGGUCUUGUCGCCCAGAGUCCGGGUCGGCAGCUGCCAUAUGGACUUUGGAGUUCCAUGAGUGCGACGCGGUAAUACGACAUUGGUUGGGCUGGUGGAUUCCUAGUGGAUGCUGCGCCGCUACUUCCAGCAAAGCUGCCCGUGGCUGAGGGCUCAGCUGAGGUGUUCUUUCCCCCAAUCUUCCCGGUCGGUGGGGCAGAUGAGCGGUACGUACCCUGGCCCCUUUGGGAAAAGUCCAGGCACUCCAGCCACUCGCUGGCGGGCGCUGGCGGGGCGUUGGCAGCGGCCGGCACGUCUUCCGGAAGCUCCCUACCAAAAAAAAAAAAAGUUG